AUGAAUAUCCCGUUUCAUCGACUAGCAUUUCUUAUUCUAAUCGCUGAUAUCGAUCGGUUCGCCGACGGAUUUGAUGUGCCGUGCUCGCAGAAGCUUAUUGGUAGCGAUUGUCUAUUUGAUGAGGAAUGCUAUGGAAUGAACACGGUGUGCCGUAACGGCCGAUGCACAUGUCCGACCAAUUUUGAAGAAUAUGAUAUCGAUGAGCGGACCACGAUAUGCAGAUUAGCUCCUGCAAAAAUUGGUGAUUCAUGCCAACGCGAUUGCAAGCCGCCAUUACUUUGCCGCGACGGAAAAUGCGAAUGCUGGGGCGGAAGCAUCGUUGAUGGAAAAUGCGUUGUCCCAUGUCCAGCUGGUCAGCAGCUGUACGGCGUUGAAUGCACUAGAGUUGCGCAUUACAUGCAGCCGUGCGAGAAAGAUAGCCAAUGUGUCGAUCCAUUCAACGCAUGCAUCGCCGGUACAUGCCAAUGUGCUCCUGGAACAACGCGUGACACCGCUAGGGGAUUCUGCUAUGCAGUAUGCCCGGAUGGUAUGCAUCCACGUCAAACAUGCCGCCGUCUGUUCAUCAACGAUAUUGAUAUGCUUGAAAACGCCGCCAACACAGAUAGCUGCCCGUUGGGAUACCGUUGUGUUACAUAUGGUAGCCCGUAUGUCGGACACUGCUGUCGGCUGCGUUGCCCAUAUGGGGAGCCGGAUUUGAGCCAGUCGUGCGACGCCGGCGCAUCACCCGACUCCAAAUGCCGUCCACUGACUCACUUCUGUUUUACUAUUAGCGAACCGGGAUGGAAAUCGUCGCUGUGCUGCCCGCGACCAUGUCGAGACCCGACGCCGCUUUAUGUUAAUGGACAAUGCCUCUCAAUUGCGCAUAGGGGAGACCCAUGUCAAAUCGACCAACAGUGUGAGGGGGGCAUCACAAUGUCAUGCAAUCUGGGAACCUGUCAAUGUAAAUUAGGCUACCAUGAGAAUAAUGAUGAUAGAUUCCCGACAUGCACAAAGGAUUGUUCCCUAGAGGAGGUUGCCAGUACCGAUAGAUGUCUGGCAAAAACCCAACUCGGCAACCGUUGCUUCUCUAAUAAGCAGUGCCCUAGUUUUGCUGAAUGCCGAUUCGGUGUAUGCCAAUGUUUAUGUGGAUAUAAAAAAGUCAAGGAUAAUCUUCUUGGCGUGCGCUGCACUAAUCCAGAUGAUCCGCUAAGUCUUUCAACAAUUCUAGACGGCGUCGGGCAGUUCUUCGGUAACCGACGUGGAAAUUAG
Molecule: messenger RNA, 1248 nt
Organism: Caenorhabditis bovis
Lineage: Eukaryota; Metazoa; Nematoda; Chromadorea; Rhabditida; Rhabditidae
Source: the annotation of a GenBank genome assembly